Messenger RNA from Cornus florida, 1614 nucleotides. RefSeq lists its product as uncharacterized. Bases 1 to 1614 code for a protein of 537 amino acids. Lineage: Eukaryota; Viridiplantae; Streptophyta; Magnoliopsida; Cornales; Cornaceae. The record is from RefSeq and is a predicted model, not a curated record. The transcript has 6 exons.
AUGGAUCAGGCAAACGAAGCAAGCGUGGCUCAGAUCACCUUGCUUCAACAGCAGAAUAACACUCUGCAAAUGGCACUGGCUCAGUUGGCACCACCGCCACCAGUGGAUGACACACCAAAUGAGGUUCAGCAACAACGGAGGGCAAGAUCCAAGGCUGCGGCUUCAGAUAACGUCCCUCGUCGCACACAGGAUGAGCAAGUCGAAUCCAGCCAUAAGCUUACGGUGUGGUCUAAUGGAAUCCUAGAUGGUGCAGGUGUUCAGGAUGCCUUUGACGAGAAGAGACUCCUGAAGAUUCAGACACCUGCCGAGAUGGCUAGAGAACACAAAAAUUCCUUGGUCAAAACUCCUUUCACUGACGAUGUGUAUCUGGUUGAGAGGCCCAACAAAUUUACCAUGCUUUCUUUCACCCAGUUUGAUGGAACAGGGGAUCCUUCUCGGCACCUAGAUCAUUACGCUCAAAAGAUGGCUUUAGAUGAUCGAGCAGCACUAGAGUGGUUCAGGAAUAGACCGCAUAAGUCCAUCCUGGAUUACGUAACUCUAUGCACCAUAUUCCUGGCACAGUAUUACGGAAAUAAGAAGCAAAAGAAGAGCAUUGCCAGCCUCUUCACCGUAAGGCAAAAAAAGGGGGAAACAUUACAGGAUUUCUUGUCAAGAUUCAACAUAGAAGCCUCAGAAAUAGCAGAUUGUCAUCCCGCAACUGCUAUAGAGACAUUUAAACUCACGAUGAUUCAGGGGAUGAAGUUCCACACUUCCUUAGUCAAGUAUUCUCCUCCUGACAUGCAGUCUCUCAAUGCCAGGGCCCAGAUCUACAUUCGGCUUGAGGAAAAUAUAGCCCACCGAGCGCAGCACGCCACCCUCGUAACAGUGGAAAACAAGCCUCGAGAAAGAGUUCCAACUCCAAAGAUUCAAAAAAGCCAACAUUCCUCAACGCCAAUCACCCAGGCACUUGAAAAAAGAUCCCUCAGGCAACAAGUGGAGAAUAUGAUCGCCAGAGGUGAGUUGACGGAUUACCUCAUGACAAAGGAGUAUGCAAAGCCUUGCGAGGUCUAUCCCCGCAAGGUGAAAGGUACGCAAGUAAAAGUCAUCCAUGCAAUACAUGGCAGGUCUGAAGAUGAUCAAGAGUCCGAGGAAGUAUAUAGAUCCAGAUUGAGGGCAGCCCAUAAGCUCAGGAGGAUAUCCUCGGUCAGUGCUAUCGCUUGGGGUAGCAUCAGUAUUGGAUUCGGAGAUGACGACCUAUCCAGAGUUCAACUCCCCCACGAGGAUCCAUUGGUCAUCAGUCUUUUAGUGGCCAAUUGUAUGAUCCGAAGGGUUUUGAUAGAUCCAGGAAGUAGCGCCAACAUAAUUACAAAGACGGUCUUUGAGCAGCUAGAGAUCCCGUCAUCAUCUAUUCGACCUACCUCCAGCCCGUUGAUGGGGUUCGAUGGCACAAGAGUAGAUCCCCUUCGAAUAGAGGAGGAAGAGGAAAUUGCGAAGCCCACCGAGGAGACCCUUGAAGCCGUGGAAGUUUUCCUCGGUGACCUUCAGAAGGUUACCUAUCUAGGCUCUUCCUCUACGUCCGAAGAAAAUGAGGCGUUAAUUGAUGUUAUCCGGAGCAAUGCAGAUGCCUUUGCGUAG